AGCAGGACAGGCGCAUUUUUUCGUUUUAUUCAUCAUUCUCAUUAGAACCGUUGCGGAAAAAACGACGAAUAUUCUCAAGAAUAAUACGGCAUUCCAUUUCGACACAAAAGUCUCUUUGCUUUCGUGGUAAUACAGAAUUUUGUGCAGCAGAAAUAAAAACGCUAACACUUUUGCUUUUCAGUCGACGACUGAACCAACGUGGUUAAAAAAAAAUUGUGCUAAAAUAACGGAAUAAAUUCGUUUAAGCAAAUUUUCUUGUGAAUAAGAAUCAAGUGAAAAGAAAAAGUUUUUCUUGUGAAGUUUAACAUUUAUUUUUUUUUAUUUUUUUUCUGCUCAUUCACGUUCCUUUGCUUCGCGUGAGCAAAUCACAAUUUGAUUCCGGUUGUGUGAAUACGCGACACAAACCGAAGAGGAAGCAAAAAAAAAGAAUAUAUAAAAAAAGCGAAACCGAACUUUAUCACCUGAUUCUCUUAUAACAUUCCGAUAACUCGGUGGAAUUGAAACGUGUGUGUGGGUGUGUGGAUGUGGAGAACAAGAGUGAGAGAAAGAGGGAUAGAAAUUGCAAGGAAGAAAUCAAAGAAAAUUUGCACUCAACACUCACAGCGCUAUGGUUUUGUGGCAGUGUGACUUGCGCAAAUCAAAUCGUUAAAACAUAAAAUUCCAUCUACUGUUACCGCAAAAACGUUAGGAAAACAACAUCGAAAUCGAAUCAACGUGAGAGUAAGACAGAGAACCGAGAGCAGCAGCAGCAGAAGAAGAAAUACAGAAAAGCACACACGCACACACACACACCUGAAGUCGCACACAACUGAAUUCGGUUGAGGAAAGGAUAAGUGGUUCUCUGUGUGUCUUUUUGAUGGUGAAGCGUUUGAAAACACGCAAAACGAACAACGCACUGCUGCAUUAAAUCGCUCAAAAUACCGUGCGAAUAUCAACAGAAAUACAUUUUUUAACGAAUCGAUUCCGACGAGAAAUUAGUAGUGAUUUUCGAUUUGCGGUGGGUAAAUUCAAAAAUUCAUGAACUGAACUCGUGUGAGCGGAUGAACGUGCGAACGAGCCAAAUCAACGAUAGUUCAAUUUUUUUUCCUUCGAUGGAAAUUAUAUUUUCAAAGUGAAAACAAACAGUUUUUAUACAUGGCUGAAUAUUGGUUUUAUCGAUAAAUUCGAAUAAUUGAAACGUGAGUGUUUUCAGUUUUUUCAACGUGUUCUGUGAAAAGAAGAUAAUCGAAAAGUUCAUGGAUAUUUUUUUCUUCGGUGAGUGUAUAAACUAAAAGCAACAAUUAUAAACAGAAGAAAAACAGACGAAUAGACGUUAAUCUGUCAUCAAUUUAAAAGGUAUGUGUUGAAAAAAAGUGUACAAUCACAACAAAAACUAUACAUUUAACGUUGAAAAUGAGCCAUUUUAUGGAGCUUCAUAUGCCUAGGCCUCUCAACGAUGACAAACAACGCCAAUAAAUAUUGAAACAGAUGAAAUAAAUAGAGUAAAUACAAGUCAUUUUCCAUUGUCUGAUGAUUUGUAUGGGAAUUUCGCAGAUGUUUGAUAACAAAAACCAUACAAUUUUUUGAAGAAGAAAAAGACACAUCCUUCCUUAACUUGCUAGACUCAAGCAAAAAAAUAUUCACACAAACAACAAACUGUAAAUCAGACUGUGAUUGACCGAGCCCGAAAAUAAGUGAAGAAAAUGGUAACAAUUAUUCAUUAGUCUAUCGAAUCACGCAAUAAAUCCAGCAAUUGAUCCGAAACAUACUUGAAAAAUUUCAAACUCAAAACGUUCGAGCAUAUGAAUAAUGAAAUAGAUGAAAAAUAAAACAGAUUCGUAUUCGGGCGGUUUAAAUAUUGGACAUACACACAGAGAGAACAGAGGGAAAUAAAUCCGUUCGAUACACAAUCGUUUUUUGUUGAUGGUUAUUUUCAAUUGCAUAAAGGCAACAUAGGCCAACCAAAACAAACAAAGCGGCCGCAUAAAAACAAAAAUAAACAACAUAUGUUCGGUUCGGGCAUUUUGGGUACAAGUUGAAAAACGCAUCCAUAAAGAUUAGGUUUGGUGUUGCUGCAUAUAUUCAAUUAAAUGCCAUGCGUAUUGUGCAACAUCGAUUCGACUAAUUGUUUUCAAGUCUGGAUGAGAGAGAGAGAGAGAGAAAGAGAGAGAGAGAGAGAGAGAGUAAGAAACAAGAGCACUUUAUUUGACACAGAACAAUCCAUUGAAAUGGAACGAGUUCGAGCGUGUGAGUGAGCAAGCGUUAAGUGAAUGUGUGUAUUUGGACUGGAGAGUGUGGCUUAAAAGUGGCCCAGAGAAAAUUCUCUCUCAUUCUCAUAUAAUCAAACAAUCGAAAUAGACUCCAAGUGCUAUUGAAAGUGCGGUACCAUUUCGGUGUGAUCGAUUACGAAGCAUCUCGUUUGGCCGAAGCACGUUUCGAGUGAGUGCUGAGAUCAACGUCAAUUGACUUAUUUAUUGGAUUGAUUUGUACUCCAGUACCGCUGCUCAUAGAGGAGGAGAAGAAGAAGCAAACACGGACAAGUUCAUUUGAAUGAACAAUUGGCCAACGGAAAUAGAGCGCCAGUGGAAUCAGAUAUAUCAAAGUAAAAAUAGACGGCGUACAACACGUGUUGGGGCUUAAAAAAGCAUAUUCAAAGACGUGUAUAUACUUGUUUUAUCUGGACCGUCAACCGAAUGAAUUGGCAACGACAAUGAUAAUGUCAAUUUCGUUGAACCAACACAUUUGCAUGGAAUUAUUUGGGCUGUUGCUCAUUAUAGCGUGUGUAAGCCCAUUCACAACGCAUCUGAUCGAACAACAACAGUUUGCCAUGGAGCCACAGGAUCAAGUGGCAGUCGUUGGUGCACGUGUCAUUUUACCGUGUCGUGUUCUCAACAAAAAGGGAAUUCUUCAAUGGACCAAAGAUGAUUUUGGGCUGGGAACGAAACGGCGUUUGGUUGCCUUUGAGCGAUAUUCGAUGAUUGGUAGCGACGAAGAAGGUGACUACUCAUUAAAUAUUUACCCAGUCAGGCUCGAAGACGAUGCAAAAUAUCAAUGCCAAGUUGGACCAGGGCAACAUGGUGAGCACGGCAUUCGCUCCAACUAUGGCACAUUAUCUGUUUUAAAAUCACCUGAUCCACCGAAAAUAUUACAAGGAGAUUAUAUGGUGACAACUGAAGACCAUGAAAUUGAAUUGGAAUGCGUAUCGGAAAAUGGCAAGCCGGCAGCUGAGAUAACAUGGAUUGAUGGUUUCGGAAAUGUUUUGACAGCGGGCGUUGAAUAUAUAAAGGAGCCGUCACCUGAUAGUCGGCUAUCAACAGCCAAAUCCAUUUUGAAGCUGAAAGCAAACAAAGCACUCCAUAACAAAACGAUUCACUGUCAAGCACAAAAUAGUGCUGACAAGACGUAUCGUUCGGCAAGCAUCCGAUUAGAGGUGAAAUAUGCACCAAAAGUGGUAAUUGACAUAAUCGAAGGUGCACUGGAUACGGGCCGAAUACCGCUCGAUAAUGCCAUUCGAUUAAAAUGUAACGCUGAUGCACAUCCUAAUGAACUGACAUAUCAGUGGUACAUCAAAGAUGAAAUGAUUAUCGGAGCAACAUUUAGUGAACUGGAUAUACCAAGCGUAACGCGUAAACAUCAACAUUUCGUCGUAAAAUGUGAAGCGCAAAACGAAGUUGGAUUAAGUGCUGCCACAGAGACAUUAGAUGUAAUCUAUCCACCAAGUUUCAUACAACGACCAGAAAAUGUCGAAUCGGAGAUGGGUGAAAAUAUCACGAUGACUUGUCUCGUUGAUUCUAAUCCAAAGGCUGACAUUAUUUGGGUGUUCGAUCCCAUCGAUCGCAUGAAUUUUCAGCCGAGAGUUGUGGGUACAUCGUCAACGCUUCAUUUGAUUGCAUCGAACGAAACCGCUGGCCGAUACUAUUGCAAAGCGCAUAGCAGUGGCUUUACCGAGAUUAGUUCCGAGGCAUUAGUCAUACUGAAAGGGCCACCGAAAAUUAUAUCGCGUGCACAACAGCAACCGUUGGACACUGAUACAUACGAAAUUGAGUGCAUGGCCAUUGCUGUGCCAAAAGCAAAGCACGUUUCAUGGGCAUUCAACGGUGUUUUAAUUGAUGUGGACAAAGAUUUGGGAUUCUCGCUACGACAAGAUGUACUCUACGACCGUAUUAAAUCAACGCUACGCAUCGAAGAGAAUCAUCGCAGCCGCUUUGGCACAUACACUUGCACGGUCAUCAAUAAAUAUGGAUCGGACACGCUCGAGAUUGUUUUCAACGAACGAAGAAAAUUGCCGAUCAUCAUAAUUGCAUCCGGCUCAUUUGCUAUCUCACUGCUAAUCAUUGCCAUUUGUUUUGCCAUAUGCUGUUGUUGCGUCAGAGGUAGCAAAAAACGACAACUUCCGCCCGCCGACAUUAUACCAAAGGUGAAUCAUCAACAGCCAAAGGUGAAAACAAAUUCUUUGAAGAAGAAAGACUUAUCCAAAACAGAAAUACCUGCCACUGUCACAGUUGAGCCCGAAUACCAAGAGAGUAACUCUGGUUCUUACAGCACAACGACGACGCUUUCAAUGAACAAAACUGAUUUGAUUGGCAGUAAACUGCUAUCGAUCCCACCAACGAUUAGGUAUUCGGGUCCUCUAACGGAAGGUUUCACCGAUUCAACGAAUCAAUCGAUAACUGGUAGCUAUGUCGAUUUUUCUCGCGAUUAUUACACGCCAAUACAUAAUGCCAGCAAUUUUCUAAUACAAAGCACAUUGCAACAAGGCGAAACACCAACAUAUGUCUAAUUUGUUUCUGUCACGCAUUUUUUUAAACAUUAGCUAAUUACUAGGAUUUUCUUACGACGAUAGAAGUUUAGUAUCAUUCAAUUAAUUUAAUUUUUAAGUAAGUUCCAAAGUUUCCAAUAUUUUCUAUUGGGUUAUUUCAAGUUAGGUUCAAUUAUGGUAAAAUCGAUUUUUGUGAUUAGUUGUAUUGAAGAAACAGGCCGGUGCAAAAAGUCGAUGGAUUUGACAAAGUCAACCAAAUUCAAUUUGUCGAAGCAUAAUUCCAAAAUGGUUGCGACAUUUUUUAAUUUCAAUAUUUUUUUCAAGCGGGUGAAAAGCCACAAGCCAAUGUAUUGACAUUUAGUUGUAGUUUCAGUUUAAGCACCAAAUACUGUGAUACGUAGUAAUUGUAAAAAGGAAAUGGUUUUUUUUUUGUAGAAAUCGUUCGAUGAAUUGCAACAAAAUAAUAUUUUUGACCAAAUCAUAAAUUCUAUUUAAGAAAGAAAGUCGUUGGGACAGCGCAAGUGACAAUUUAUCUAAGAAGUCAUCCCUGAUUGAGAAUAUGAAAAAAAAAACAAAUCUGUGAUACUUGCCAUCAAUUUCAUUCUGAAUUUCAUCAAUUUGACUCUUAUGUCUCUCGUCUAUGAAAGACAAUUUUCUCCUCUCUAUUCUCCCUUUUACUCCGAACGAGUUCAGCAAACUCUGUCCAUUUUGAUUCAAAUUCCGCAUCGUUUGUCAUGGUAAAAUAUGUAUGCAUCUUAAUAUAUGAAUGGGGUGGAAUGCCAAUAAAAAAAAAUGAAAAAUCGUUUGCUUCCGAGCCACAAUGCACCGUUUGCACAAUGUAAAUGGUAAUUUUGUAAAAUUGUAGCAUACAAACACAUAUAUUCAUAACACAAUCAAGAAUCAAGAGCAUUCCAAAAUGUAAUAAUAUGCAUUGAUUGGUUGUGGCAAUCAGUAUCAACAACUUUGAUAUUCGAACUAAGUGCUCGAUUUGACGCGAUAUUUUGUUAGAAUAUAAGCUCUACAUAUAUAUACACUAUAACAUACAAUCAACAACACUUAUCACUUAUGAAUAAUUAACAUGCGAAACUUAAUUAAGGAAUCGAUUUAUGAAUAAAUAAUUUCACUCAAUCUCCCACUCUCCUCUCAUUGGGCACAUGAAAAUCGAUAUCGGCAAAUUACACGCUGCGAGCGGAAUUGUUAUUCCAUUGGCACAUUGGCAUGGAAAUACGAUGGUAUGCCAUCUAAAUGCCACAAAAUUGUUUACUCUCACAACCUAUUGUAACUGGAUCUUCGAUAAAUCUAAAGAUUUUAACAAUCUAAAGCAUUUUCAUACUAUCACACAUUUGAAUGAGUUCUAUAGAGGUACUAAUAUGCUGGAUAGAAAGUUUCAUUUUACACAUGAUAGAAUUAAAAUGUAAUUAUGAUUAAGCGGGUGAUUGUAAGUAUUGUAAAACUCAACGCCGAAUAUGCUGGCUCAAACGAAGACGUCAACACACACUGAUUGAACCGCAACAAAGGCGCUCAAGAGUCUCAUUUAGUUGUUAAGUUUUCAAAGAUUGAACAUAAAAUUGAAAUUUUUAGUUCAUAAUUUAUCGAGGUAGCUAGGAUCUGAUGAAUGAAUAAAAUGAAAUCGUGAAAGGUAUAUGAGAAAAAA
Sitodiplosis mosellana (orange wheat blossom midge) is the source of this 6392-nucleotide messenger RNA. RefSeq names its product irregular chiasm C-roughest protein-like. Gene Ontology annotation, molecular function: cell adhesion molecule binding. Gene Ontology annotation, biological process: cell-cell adhesion. The record is from RefSeq and is a predicted model, not a curated record. The transcript has 14 exons. Bases 2690 to 4759 code for a protein of 689 amino acids. NCBI's taxonomy places the organism in Eukaryota, Metazoa, Arthropoda, Insecta, Diptera, Cecidomyiidae. Gene Ontology annotation, cellular component: cell-cell junction.